Molecule: messenger RNA, 3444 nt
Organism: Brugia malayi
Lineage: Eukaryota; Metazoa; Nematoda; Chromadorea; Rhabditida; Onchocercidae
Gene: Bma-iars-1
Exons: 21
Coding region: 1-3444 (1147 amino acids)
Biological process (GO): isoleucyl-tRNA aminoacylation
Molecular function (GO): isoleucine-tRNA ligase activity; tRNA binding; aminoacyl-tRNA deacylase activity
Source: RefSeq, a predicted model, not a curated record
AUGGGUAAACUUCAAGAAAUCAGCGAGCAGAUCGAUUUCGCAUCUGAAGAAUUAAAAAUACUUCAAUGGUGGCGAAAAGAGAAGAUAUUCGCUAAAUCUUUGGAGCUCAGCAAAGACCGAAUACGUUAUACAUUCUACGAUGGACCUCCGUUUGCUACAGGUUUACCUCACUAUGGUCAUAUUUUGGCUGGAACUAUUAAAGAUGUUGUUACUCGUUGGGCACAUCAAAACGGAUAUUUUGUUGAGCGUCGCUUUGGUUGGGAUACACAUGGCCUUCCAGUAGAAUACGAAAUCGAUAAAAUACUUGGAAUUAAAGGUCCUCAUGAUGUUUUGAAAUUAGGCAUUGAUAAAUAUAAUGCUGAAUGUCGAAGUAUUGUUAUGCGAUACGCGUCAGAAUGGGAGAAUGCGGUUGAACGUAUGGGACGCUGGAUUGAUUUCCGAAAUGAUUAUAAGACACUUUAUCCAUGGUUCAUGGAAAGUGUUUGGUGGGUGUUUAGUCAGUUAUUCAAAAAAGGACUUGUGUACAGAGGAGUCAAGGUCAUGCCGUUUUCGACAGCUUGUUCUACACCGCUUUCAAAUUUUGAAGCUGGACAAAAUUAUAAAGAUGUUGUUGAUCCUGCAGUGGUCGUUGGUUUCACAAUGGAUGAUGAUUCAUCUAUACAACUAGCUGCAUGGACGACAACACCGUGGACUUUGCCAAGUAAUUUAUGUGUAGCUGUUCAUCCAGAUCUUAUUUAUAUCACAGUUCAGGAUAAAAAAACUGAAAAGAAAUAUAUCUUAAUGGAAGAGAGAAUAUCCGAACUGUACAAAGAUGUCGAGGAUUACGAGAUUGUUGAUCGAUUCAAGGGAAAAGUUUUAGAAGGUAAAACCUACCAGCCACUUUUUCCGUAUUUCUCCGAAAUGAAAAAUAAAUAUGGUGCAUUUCGGGUUCUUGUUGCUACAUAUAUCACUACUGACCAAGGUACUGGUGUGGUCCAUCAAGCUCCCUAUUUUGGAGAGAUUGAUUUCCAAACAUGUUUGGAUAACGGUGUCAUAACUCGUGAUAUGAAACCGAUCUGUCCAGUUGAUGAGUGUGGUCGAUUUAGAGAUGAAAUCAUUGAUUUCCGCGGUCAAUAUGUGAAAGAUGCAGACAAAAAUAUUUGCAAAUACUUAAAGCAGCAUGGAAAUCUUGUCAAAUUGAGUGAAGUGAAGCACAAUUAUCCUUUUUGUUGGCGAUCCGAUACACCACUGCUGUAUAUGGCGGUACCAUCCUGGUUCAUUCGCGUUGAAGAAAUCGUGCCAAAAUUGCUAACCAAUAAUGACAAAACUUACUGGGUUCCGUCUUUUGUGAAGGAGAAGAGAUUUGGAAAUUGGUUAAAAGAUGCUCGAGACUGGACAGUUUCAAGAAAUCGAUUUUGGGGCACUCCAAUAAAUUUAUGGGUUAGUGAUGAUUUGGAGGAAAUCAUUGCGCCAGCUUCAAUUGCUGAGCUAGAAAGAUUGUCGGGACAAAAAGUAACCGAUCUGCACAGAGAAAAUGUCGAUCACAUUACAAUACCAUCAUCCACUGGUCGUGGAGUGUUGCAUCGGGUUAGCGAAGUUUUCGAUUGCUGGUUCGAGUCUGGUUCAAUGCCUUACGCUCAAAAUCAUUACCCAUUCGAAAGAAAGAAUGAUUUCGAAAAUAAUUUUCCAGCUGAUUUUAUUGCCGAAGGCAUCGAUCAAACACGAGGUUGGUUUUAUACCCUUAUGGUUCUCUCAACGGCGCUGUUUGAUCGACCACCAUUCAAGAAUCUUAUUUGCAAUGGUCUCGUACUUGCUGCUGAUGGCUCAAAAAUGUCGAAGCGAAAGAAAAAUUAUCCGGAUCCUUUGAAGAUUGUUGAAAAAUAUGGUGCUGAUGCUUUGAGAGUUUAUUUGAUCAAUUCACCUGUUGUUCGUGGCGAAAAUUUGCGUUUUCGAGAGGAAGGUGUUAGAGACGUAUUGAAAGAUGUAUUAUUACCAUGGUACAAUGCAUACAGAUUUUUCGUCCAGAAUGUGAAAGUUUACGAAUAUACUAUUAAUGAAGAAUUUACAUUACUGGACGCUAAAUCGAUUAAUGUAAUGGAUAAAUGGAUUAUGUCGUUUACAAAUAGCUUGCUAAAUUUUGUUAGAAAUGAAAUGAGUGCAUAUCGACUUUAUGCAGUUGUCACGCCACUAACAAAAUACUUCGACUCUUUAACAAAUUGUUAUAUACGCUUAAACAGGAAAAGGAUGAAAGGUGAAGAUGGCCCAAAAGAAUGUGCUCACAGCCUCUCGACAUUAGGAAAUGUUCUCCUGCUGAUUGUCCGACUUAUGGCACCAUUUACACCUUUUUUUUGUGAACAUAUGUGGCAUAAUUUACGGCAUAUUUCUUUAUCAUCUAGUGAAUCUGUACAUUUUGAAAUGAUUCCACAAGCAUUAAGUGAGUUAAUAGACAAAUCAGUGGAGAAAAGAGUUGCAAGAAUGAGAGCAGUUAUUGAUCUUGUCCGCGUUUUGCGGGAAAGAAAGGGUAUACCAGUCAAGUAUCCGCUGAAAGAAAUGAUCGUAAUCAAUCGUGAAAAGCAGUUCUUAGAUGACAUUCUCUCAAUGCAAAAUUAUAUUGUAGCAGAAGUUAACGUAAGGAUGCUGAUUGUUUCACACAAUAAAGAGAAAUACGGUGUUCAUCUGAAAGCGGAACCAAAUUUUCGCCUACUUGGUACCAGAUUGAAAGGCGAUCAAAAGAAAGUUGUUGAUUAUCUGAAGAAUCAUGUUACGGAAAAUGAAUUGGAGCAGCUUGCGGAACAGGGCACAUUGAAUAUAUUGGGUUAUGAAUUAACUGAUGAAGAAGUGAGCUUAUCUUAUGCAUGUUGUGGUAUUCAAACUGCUGGUGAACAAAUGGAAGCGCACUCAGAUGGCCAGACAAUAGUGAUAGUGGAUACUACCGAAGAUGACAUUCUGAAAGACGAAGGCUUUGCACGUGAAGUUAUCAACCGAGUGCAGAAGCUUCGUAAAACUGCCAAAUUGAUGCCAAACGAUAUGGCAGUAACAUACUGCAAAGUAACUCCUCCUAACCAUCGUCUAACUGCAGUAAUUAAAGAUUACAGUGAGUUUAUUGAAAACACAACGGGUACUCCAGUACGUUUAGCCAGUGUACCAAAUGAUGAAAUACCAGUUGCAGUAUCUUGCAGCUCUGUGAAGAAUGCACAAGUAGAGUUACAUCUGGUCUGCUACCGGACAACUUCAUCUGCAGUAACAGUGCAUUAUGGUUCCCGAAAGCACCGUAUAUUGCUAGUAGCAAAUGAUGCAGUCCUAACACAUACUAGGUUACUUUAUGAAGUACGUACCGCAUUUUCCUUAUGGUCCAAGUCAAAUUUAUUGCUUUCCUUAGAGCCACUGCCCGUGGCAGCAUAUAUAUCGUCUAAAUGUAAUUUGCUUGAUCUGGCUAAUAAAGAUAUUCAUGUUAUUAUCCCUUGA